CUCUCUCUCUCUCUCUCUCUCUCUCUCUCUCUCUCUCUCUCUCUCUCUCUCUCUCUCUCUCUCUCUCUCUCUCUUUCUCUCUCUCUCUCUCUCUGGUCCUUACCAUAAAAAUGCUUCGUUUUCUCAUUACUUCUAUUUUCAAAGAACACAAAUGACUAGUCAAGUUCCUAUACAUGUUUUCAUUCACUCAUAGCUCGGAGUCCCCAAAACACUAUCGCUGGAAUCAUAGCAACACCCUUGAAAACCAAUAUAACUUACACUAGUGCACCCUGCUGAACGACCAGCGACAAGGCGGAGUUCAGAAUCUUCAAAACUAUCACUAGAAUCACGAAAACAUCCUUGAAAACCAGGUAACUUCCCAUAUAAGCUGUUGAAAAUGCUGUGGUAAGAUGACGAGAGGUUUAAAAAUAAGGAAAGCCAGGUAUCUUCCCCUACACCCUUUUAAAAGUACUAGCGGUAAGACGGGAAGAGGUCUGAGAAUACGGAUCAGUCUUUCCCUCCCUUCUGCAGGUGUACAAGAGGCGUAACAUCCUGAAGGAGUGGGCGGGGGAGCAGCGGAGGUACCAUGCUGGCGUACAUGUCAUCGCCCUUCACCAAAGCCGCGGGAGGAUGAUGCAGGUGCGGCAGUUCAUUACGUGGCAACCAACGGGUCACAGAAUGCUGGCGGAGGCUGUGAAGGCGCUGCAGGAGGGACGGCUGGUGUUGGUGCUGGGUGCGCCGGACUACCUCAGCUGGCUCAAUGCAGAAGGCACGAACGCCCUCAAGAGCCUCGGGGCGCGGCUGGGACUGAGGGCGGUGAAGGAGGAGGCGUGGGUGCUGCUGGCGAGGAAGGGACACGGGGCGCUCUUCGAAACCCUCAUCACUGCCAAGAACUACACGUCGAAAAUUGUCUCCCCUCUCACCUUCUCCGUCAGUCUGCCUCGUUAUCCAGAGCGCCACUGUCCCUGGUACCAAGACCCUGAGUUCGCGGCCCAGUUGGAGUUCUGUGAGACUUUUGAGGGGUACGGCGAGAUGUGUGACUGUCAGCGGCCCGUCCACCUGAACCGCAUCGCCUCACCACACCUGUCCCUGGAGGAGGUGAUCCCCGUGGUCCUCAUCACCGCCUCCAGGUUCCCCAGGGUGGCCCAGCAGGUGAGGACGCUGUGGGAGAACCCCGGGGGGGGUCAGACGCCCCUUAUGAUGCUGGUGGACGGCGCGCACCCAGAGGCGGAGGCUUUAGGGAGACUCCUCAAUAUUACUGUGGUGACGCACCGCAACCCAGCCACGCCAGGCACCAAGGAGAGAGUGAACGAGCACGUCAGAUUCUCCCUGCAGACAGUGUUCAAUUUCUUCCCUGACGUGGACAAAGUCAUUUUUGUAGAGGACGACCUGGUUCUCGCCAACGACUUCAUCAGUUACUUCCAACAAACAUCUCUUCUCCUGAGCGUGGACCAGUCAAUCCUGUGUGUCAACGCCUAUAACUACAACGCCUUCCCGCACACGGCCAGCGACCCGCACCGCAUUUACCGCGUGCAGUCCUACCCCUACUACGGCUGGAUGACGCGCCGCUCCACCGCCACCCGCAUGCUGUCCCGCUGGCCGCCCCACCACCAGGUAACGCCAUCUUUUUAG
This is a messenger RNA of Scylla paramamosain (green mud crab), 1611 nucleotides long. RefSeq names its product protein O-linked-mannose beta-1,2-N-acetylglucosaminyltransferase 1-like. NCBI's taxonomy places the organism in Eukaryota, Metazoa, Arthropoda, Malacostraca, Decapoda, Portunidae. Bases 610 to 1611 code for a protein of 333 amino acids. Gene Ontology annotation, biological process: protein O-linked glycosylation via N-acetylgalactosamine. Gene Ontology annotation, cellular component: Golgi membrane. The transcript has 7 exons. Gene Ontology annotation, molecular function: beta-1,3-galactosyl-O-glycosyl-glycoprotein beta-1,3-N-acetylglucosaminyltransferase activity. The record is from RefSeq and is a predicted model, not a curated record.